This is a messenger RNA of Rhizopus microsporus ATCC 52813, 534 nucleotides long. Its product is annotated as UPF0220-domain-containing protein. The coding region runs from base 1 to 534 and encodes 177 amino acids. Gene Ontology annotation, cellular component: fungal-type vacuole membrane; Vps55/Vps68 complex. Gene Ontology annotation, biological process: late endosome to vacuole transport via multivesicular body sorting pathway; protein targeting to vacuole. The record is from RefSeq and is a predicted model, not a curated record. The transcript has 6 exons. Lineage: Eukaryota; Fungi; Mucoromycota; Mucoromycetes; Mucorales; Rhizopodaceae.
AUGCAAUACACUUUUUACGACGACGAACCUCGAUCCGUUUUUGUAUUUGGAGACCCAUUACGAUUCCUUUCUCGAAAGGGAAGAACGAUUGGUGCCUAUUUGUCAGGUGGUUUGCUUGCCAUUGGUUGGUGGGUAUUUAUGGAUGCUGUCAUUAUUGCUCCCAAGCAUAAUGGAUACAGUGCGAUGGGAUUUGAAGAUUGGUUCUCUGGCAUUUUGACGACAUUUGGCAUGAUUGUUAUCAACUUGAUUGAUAAAAAUCAUCUUCAAGGAGAAGAUACGAUGUAUGUUGAUCAUAGCUUAAUCUGGAAGGCACGACUCUUUUUAUUUCUUGGCUUUGCUUUGAUAGCUGGAGGACUGGCAGGAUCAUGUUGUGUCUUGGUAGUUAAAUAUAUUGUUCACUAUGAAUCCAGACAGCCCUACAUUAGUUAUGGUAUAUCAGGUGUAGCACAAAAUGCGUUGAUUAUGUUAAGUACGGCCGUCUUAUGGAUUGCACAGAAUACACGCGAGGAAGGAGAAUAUGGAAUUGGCAUAUAA